AACAGACGUCUAGUGCAAAAUCUUUACAAAGGUUUCUGUUUAUUUAAGGAGGCGCAUGAUUGUUUUGUAUCCAGAUCCUCUCAGGGCGCACGACCGACUUCCUUGCUGCGGAAGUAGUGAUACAAAUAAAGACACAACGUACGCCUGUACUGAAUCAGAGAGUCUGCAGACAGCCAAUCAUAUUGAGAGUCCAGCCCCACAUCUCGUGAUUCUGCUUCCUUCUGCACUGCAGCCAGGCACACGACCAUCCUACGACUUCACCAGCCCAUCCGAAGAAUACCUCGCAGCAUGAUGCUGCAGUGGGUCCUCAGUAUUUGCCUGAUGUCUCUGUUGCUCAUACAAUGCCUAGCUGAGCCAAUGAAAGCUCGCCUUGUUAACGGGACAUUGGGGGCAGGACGUCUAGAUUUAUAUUUCAAUGGAGAAUGGGGAACAGUGUGUGACAAUGGAUUCGAUAAAAGAGGAGCUCGAGUAGCCUGCAGGAUGUUAGGCUUUAACAGCACUGAGCCAGGAAUUGUGUGGACAACCAAAUACGGACAAGGUUCAGGUCCCAUUUUACUACAAAACAUAGCUUGCAAUGGAGCGGAAACCAGUCUAGACCAGUGCUUUCACAGUGAGUUUUACCCGAAACAAUGCUCUCACAUGGAAGAUGUUGGAGUCAUCUGUAACACUGAGCCAAUGAAAGUUCGCCUCGUAAACGGGACAAACGAGGCAGGACGUCUAGAGGUGUAUUUCAAUGGAGAAUGGGGAACAGUGUGUGGAUACAAGUUUGACAAAGUGGACGCUCAAGUGGCCUGCAGGAUGUUAGGUUUUAUCGGAACUAGAGUAACAGCUAUCAGCACAGCCAGAUACGGAGGAGGUUCAGGUCAAGUUGUACUUGGCGACAUGAGCUGUAGUGGGGAGGAAACCAGCCUGGAACAGUGCGUUCGAUUUACUUUCUACCCACACGACUGCAGUCACUCGAGAGAUGUUGGUGUCAUCUGCAACCACACAGCUGAGUCAGUGAGAGCUCGCCUGGUUAACGGGACAGCUGCAGCUGGACGUCUAGAAAUAAAUUACGAUGGAGAAUGGGGAACAGUGUGUGACAAUAGAUUUGAAAAAGAGGAAGCUCAAGUGGCCUGCAGGAUGUUAGGCUUUAACAAUACUGAAGCAGCAGUUGUGGGCUCUGGCACAUACGGUCAGGGUUCAGGUCCCAUUGUACUUAGUGACUUGUACUGUAAGGGGAAUGAAACCAGCCUGGAGCAGUGCUCUCACAGUGCUUUGUACCCGCGUGGCUGCGGUCACCACGAAGAUGUUGGUGUCGUCUGUAACAUCACUGAGCCACUGAAAGCUCGUCUGGUUAACGGGACAAAAUCGGCGGGACGUCUCGAGAUAUAUUUCAAUGGAAAAUGGGGGACAGUCUGUAACACUGAGUUCAAAGAAAGGAACGCUAGGGUGGCCUGCAGGAUGUUAGGUUUUAACACCACUCAAGCAGCAGUUGUCGGGUCUCACAGAUACGGACAAGGUUCAGGUCGUAUUUUACUUAGCAGCAUGUAUUGUAGAGGGGAUGAAACCAGCCUGGAGCAGUGCUCUCACAGUGUUUUCUACCCACAUGGCUGGAGCUACUGCACAGAUGUUGGUGUCAUCUGUAACAUCACUGAGCCAAUGAAAGUUCGCCUGGUAAACGGGACAAAUGUCGCAGGACGUCUAGAGGUGUAUUUCAAUGGAGAAUGGGGAACAGUGUGUGGACACAGCUUCUGGAAAAGAGGAGCUCAAGUUGCCUGCAGAAUGUUAGGCUUUAACAGCUUUAAACAAACAGCUAUCAGCACAGUCAGAUACGGAGGAGGUUCAGGUCAAGUUGUACUUGGUACUAUAAGCUGUGGUGGGUGGGAAACCAGCCUGGAACAGUGCUCUCGUUUGACUUUCUACCCACACGACUGCAGUCACUCGAGUGAUGUUGGUGUCAUCUGUGACCACACUGAGCCUAUGAAAGUUCGCCUGGUAAACGGGACAAAGGCCGCAGGACGUCUAGAGGUGUAUUUCAAUGGAGAAUGGGGAACAGUGUGUGGACACAACUUCUGGAAAACAGAAGCUCAAGUUGCCUGCAGAAUGUUAGGCUUUAACAGCACUAGAGCAAAAGCUGUCGGUUCAGCCAGAUACGGAGGAGGUUCAGGUCAAGUUGUACUUGACGACAUAAGUUGUAGUGGGGAGGAAACCAGCCUGGAACAGUGCUCCUCUUUGACUUUCUACCCACACGACUGCAGUCACUCGAGUGAUGUUGGUGUCAUCUGUGACCACACUGAGCCAGUGAAAGCUCGACUGGUUAAUGGGACAAUCACGGCUGGCCGUCUAGAGAUAUAUUUUAAUGGAGAAUGGGGAACAGUGUGUGACGAUGCAUUCGGAAAAGAUGAUGCUCAAGUGGUCUGCGGGAUGUUAGGCUUUAACAACACUGAAGCAGCAGUUGUCAGCUCUGAAAUAUACGGAGAAGGUUCAGGUCGCGUUUUACUUAGAAGCUGGGACUGUGAGGCCAAACAAAACAGUCUGGAACAGUGCAGUUCUUUCUACCCGAGUGGCUGUAGUCACGGAGAAGAUGUUGGUGUCAUCUGUGACAUCGGUGAGCCACUGAAAGCUCGUGUGGUCAACGGGACGAAGUCGUCGGGACGUCUAGAGAUAUACUUUAAUGGACAGUGGGGAACAGUGUGUAGCGGAGGAUUUAAAAAAAGAGACGCUAGGGUUGCCUGCACGAUGUUAGGUUUUAACAACACUGAUGCAGCAGCUGCCGACUCCGCCAGAUACGGACAAGGUUCAGGUCCCAUUCUACUCAGCAGGAUCCAUUGCAAGGGAGACGAAACCAGCCUAGACCAGUGUCCUCACAGUGUUUUCUACCCACACGGCAGGAGCUACUGCACAGGUGUUGGUGUCAUCUGUAACAUCACUGAGCCAAUGAAAGUUCGCCUGGUAAACGGGACAAAGGCCGCAGGACGUCUAGAGGUGUAUUUCAAUGGAGAAUGGGGAACAGUGUGUGGACACAACUUCUGGAAAACAGGAGCUCAAGUUGCCUGCAGAAUGUUAGGCUUUAACAGCACUGACUCUGCAGUUGUCUCCUUUGACCUAUAUGGACAAGGUUCAGGUUACAUUUCACUGAACAAACCGGUUUGUAGAGGGGACGAAACCAGUCUGGAACAGUGCACUAACGAAGCUUUCUACCCAAAUGGCUGUAGUCACCACAAAGAUGUUGGUGUCAUCUGUAACAUCACUGAGCCACUAAAAGCUCGUCUGGUUAACGGGACAAAAUCAGCAGGACGUCUAGAGAUAUACUUCAAUGGACAAUGGGGGACAGUCUGUAACAAUGGGUUUGAAAGAGGUAUCGCGAUGGUACACUGCAGAAUGUUAGGUUUUAACAACACUAAAAUAGCACUUGCCGACUCCGCCAGAUACGGACAAGGUUCAGGUCCCAUUCUACUCAGCAACAACUUUUGUAGAGGGUUCGAAACCAGCCUAGAUCAGUGCUAUCAAAAUGUUUUCUACCCACACGGCUGCACUCACAGGAAAGAUGUUGGUGUCAUCUGUAACAUAACUGACCCAAUGAAAGCUCGUCUGGUUAACGGAACAAUGGCGGCGGGACGUCUAGAGAUAUAUUUCAAUGGAGAAUGGGGGACGGUGUGUAACAACAACUUCGGAAAAGAAGAACUUCAAGUAGCCUGCAGGAUGUUAGGCUUUAAGAAGACUGAAGCAGCAGCUGUGGGCUCUGACAGAUACGGACAAGGGUCAGGUCCCGUUCUAUUUGGCAAUGUGAAUUGUAGAGGGUUCGAAACCAGCCUGGAGCAGUGCUCUCACAGGGGUUUCUACCCACACGGCUGCACCCACAGCAAAGAUGUUGGUGUCAUCUGUAACAUCACUCAGCCAAUGAAAGCUCGUCUGGUUAACGGGACAAUGGCGGCCGGACGUCUAGAGAUAUACUUCAAUGGAGAAUGGGGAACAGUGUGUAACAACAACUUCGGAAAAGAAGAACUUCAAGUGGCCUGUAGGAUGUUAGGCUUUAACAAGACUGAAGCAGCAGUUGUGGGCUCUGACAGAUACGGACAAGGGUCAGGUCACGUUCUACUUGGGCACGUGAGUUGUAGAGGGUUCGAAACCAGUCUGGAGCAGUGCUCUCACAGUGGUUUCUACCCACACGGUUGCACUCACCGGAGAGAUGUUGGUGUCAUCUGUAACAUCAAUAGAAAUUUUACAGAAGAAGAUGAUAUCAAGGGAACUGGAUCGUCUGUCGACAUGAAAUGGGCGAUAUUUGGCGGUGUCAUUGCAGGUGCGGUCGUUCUCGUUAUCGUUGUCACCGUUAUCGUUGUCUGCAUCCUAAGACAAGAGAAAGAUGAAGACAAUGAUUUUCAAAGGACAGAGUGUUUCAGUGAUGCAGAUCCGCCAGACUUUACACUGGCUACAGUUCAAAACAAUUGCCAACAAGACAUCUCAUAAAAAUCACGAGAGAAGAUUGUAUUACAUAAAGUAGUAUGUUUUGUCAGUGAUGAGUAACAGAAAUUUGAACAAUACGUUUGAUUAUUGUUAAAGCUUCUUUCAUUUUUACUGAGGUGUACAGUCUUGUCUUCAUAUUUCCGUUAAAAUAACGAUAAGACUUUUAUGGUGCUAUUUACUUUUUAUUGUAGAAGGCAAGGGAAAAGCUCGAGUCUUGUACAUUUUAUGGAUACAUGUGUGAAUGCAGUUUAUAUCCAGCUGGUAAUGUUAGGCUCUGUAUAUUAGCUUGCCUAAAGAGCCUAGUAUAUAAAGGUUUAAAAUAUGUUCAAGCGCAAUAAAACAUCAAUAAUCCUACAUUGUUUUCUGGUGUAAAGCUAAAUAUUGGCAGGGUAGCAUGGUUGGUUAUUUGUAGAAUGCUAUUUCUUAGGGGAAGGAUUGCUUUUAAUCAGUCCUUUUUAUUCUCUUUUCCCUUUUAGGUUUCUCCGUUAUUUCACCUACCCAUUUCUUUAUACUUCAUUUUAUGAGAAAGACAAAAUAAGACCGUUUAUUUCUUUCUCGUUCGUGAGAUUUUGUUCACUUUCUAACUUCUUACCAUAAAUACAGUUUAGACAGAACACGCUGCAAAACCACUUUUAUCAGUUAGAUGGCCUGGACAUAGAUUGCCUUCAAUGGCUACUGGAAUCAUGUUCGGUAAAAGGAUUGUAAGCUUGAUUUCCUAUCUUUUCAAGUAGAUUUCUUAGAUUUUUCUAUGGAUAUUUAUAUUUCUAUCGAAAAGAGAGAUAGUUUAUGGUCAUCUAGAGGCGGUGGAUGUGAUGUGAAUAUGUGCAUAACUCAUUAAAGGGAAACGAGAUAUCCAACUCAGCAUUAUUGACUUGGCGUAUC
Messenger RNA from Pomacea canaliculata, 5328 nucleotides. RefSeq names its product deleted in malignant brain tumors 1 protein-like. The transcript is spliced from 28 exons. The coding region runs from base 289 to 4449 and encodes 1386 amino acids. Gene Ontology annotation, cellular component: membrane. The record is from RefSeq and is a predicted model, not a curated record. NCBI's taxonomy places the organism in Eukaryota, Metazoa, Mollusca, Gastropoda, Architaenioglossa, Ampullariidae.